Protopolystoma xenopodis is the source of this 258-nucleotide messenger RNA. The record is from the annotation of a GenBank genome assembly. Lineage: Eukaryota; Metazoa; Platyhelminthes; Monogenea; Polystomatidea; Polystomatidae.
AUGGAAGAGGGGCACAGCCCAUCAGGGGCCUGGUUGACGUUAGAGGGCCCUUGCCCAAGUCCCCAUUGCAACCCUAUUUAUCAUUUUUCCACCCGAUGCCCCACCCUACCGGCGAGAGCACAGAGGGAGGGGAGAGAUGGAGGCCGUUGGAAGCAACCGGCUGGGUCACAACGAGUCCGUUUGACUGGAACAAUGAAGUUUGAGACGGCCGAAGACGGCGUAGAAAGAGCUGCAGAAGAGAUGAAGAAGUACAGAUGA